Messenger RNA from Sphaerodactylus townsendi, 1313 nucleotides. RefSeq names its product neuferricin. The record is from RefSeq and is a predicted model, not a curated record. Lineage: Eukaryota; Metazoa; Chordata; Lepidosauria; Squamata; Sphaerodactylidae. Gene Ontology annotation, cellular component: membrane; endomembrane system. Bases 198 to 989 code for a protein of 263 amino acids. The transcript is spliced from 4 exons.
UCUUUUAGCAACGCUACCGUAAAGCAACAACGAAUGAGUUUGCGACAGUCGGCAAAUUAGCGGUCAGCCGUCCUGACAACGCGAGCCAAUGGCGUUUCAAGUUGUGUUACGUAGUGCCCUUAACUGCCAUCCUGCCGACAUAUUGAGCCCUGGCAGCCCCGGUCUUUCCCCCUGGCCUCUCGGCCAAUCCGCGUCUGAUGCUGCGAGGAGCGCUGGCUGCCUUGGCUCUGGGCUUCGUGGCCGCCUGGAUCCUGAGCCGCGGGUUCGAUCCCCGCUCCUGGCUGAGGCAGACACGUGAUGAGUGGGUGGUGACCGCCGCCGAGUUGAGCCGCUACACGGGUGGCGAAGGAAGCCCGGGCCUUUACUUGGCUUUGCUGGGACAGGUCUUCGAUGUGCAGCGCGGGCAUCAGCACUAUGGACCAGGGGGAGCCUACAGCUUCUUCUCCGGGAAAGAUGCCUCUCGGGCUUUCGCAAAAGGCGACUUCACUGAAGCGGGUUUGGUGGAUGAUAUUGAGGGAUUGUCACCGUCAGAAAUGCUGGCCAUCCAGAACUGGCUGUCAUUCUACAGAAAGAAUUAUGUGUUUAUUGGCAAAGUUGCAGGGAGAUUUUACGAUGUAAACGGGAGCCCCACGUCUCUUCUACAGCAAGCCCAAGCACUGAUUGACGAAGGGCAGAGACUGCAGGCACAAGAGAAAGAGAAAAAGCAACGCUUCCCACCUUGUAACGCUGAAUGGCACUCGGCUUCUGGAAGCAAAGUCUGGUGUUCCAAGCAGAGCGGAGGAGUCAACAGAGAUUGGGCAGGCGUCCCCCGAAAGAUGUAUGAGCCAGGCUCACGGGGCAGCCACUGCGUGUGUGUGAGAACAGAAGGGCCCCCUUCUGAGCAAUUCUCUUUCCACCCGCCCAGCAACAGAGGCGACCUUGACCACCCCAGGCUGCAAGAAUAUGACGGCUGCCACCCGUCAGCCAACUGGUGUGCUCUGAAAGACUAAAACCACAUUCAAAUGUCAGAAGCAACUUGGGUGAAGCUGAGAUUUGUGCACAGAUAUGAGCUGGCUGGCCGACUCACUCCUCCUCUGCUGGGAUACGCUUUCCGAGCCUGUGUGAAUGCAGGCAGCCCACGUGAACUGAAGUUUUACUCCCCACAAUAUUGGAUUAAAGCAGAGAAGCCGUGUGUUCUUUUGGAUUGAUGGUAAACCUUUCGAAACUGUAUCGUCGUGAGUCAAUACAGAUUGCAUUUAAGGGCACGUCCUUGUCCAAUAGCUAAGAGGCAGGGAUACUACCAAGUGUUCUGUAUAAAGCAGUUACUACCCUCA